CAGUCAUGGGAAAGGCCGAGGGAGGAGGUGAACUGUGGCAUGGUCAUGUGACCGCACUAACUAUAGCUCCAGAGUACCGACGCCUCGGUCUGGCUGGAAAACUUAUGAACAUACUGGAAGAAAUCUCAGAAAAGAAACAUUGCUACUUUGUCGACCUCUUUGUGAGGGUGUCAAACAAGGUUGCCGUGGAGAUGUACAACAAGCUUGGUUAUGGUGUGUACCGUCGGGUCAUUGAGUACUACUCAGGUGAAGUGGACGAGGAUGCUUUCG
Molecule: messenger RNA, 270 nt
Organism: Pecten maximus
Lineage: Eukaryota; Metazoa; Mollusca; Bivalvia; Pectinida; Pectinidae
Product: N-alpha-acetyltransferase 20-like
Exons: 2
Biological process (GO): N-terminal peptidyl-methionine acetylation
Cellular component (GO): NatB complex
Molecular function (GO): protein-N-terminal amino-acid acetyltransferase activity
Source: RefSeq, a predicted model, not a curated record